Thamnophis sirtalis is the source of this 1371-nucleotide messenger RNA. The record is from RefSeq and is a predicted model, not a curated record. Lineage: Eukaryota; Metazoa; Chordata; Lepidosauria; Squamata; Natricidae.
UCGAUCCAAUCAGAGGGAUAAUUACUCUUAUUAAAACAUUAGAUUUUGAAGAAACCAAAGAAUAUAUUAUAACAAUGGCGGCAAAAUAUGUUGGAGGAUUAGUAACACAUUGUAAAGUGCAAAUAAGAAUGACAAUUACCCAGAGAUAACAGUGGUUUCCUUAUUUACCCUACUUCCUCAAAAUUCUAGGUCUGAAACUCUAAUCGCUCUUAUAAAUGUUAAAUAUAAAGAUGCUGGUGUAAUGGAAAGAUAACUUGUUAUUUACAAGAUGAUUUACCAUUCAUGAUACUUCCAUCAUCCAAUAAUUACUACACACUCCAGAAAAACAGACUCCUGAGUAGAGAAAAAGCAUCUCAGUAUAAUAUUAUAAUCAUAGCCACUGGCAAAGGAUCCCCUCCAUUGAGCACACACAAAACCUUCUUGCUGCAGAUCUCUGAUAUCAAUGACAAUGCCCGUUUUGAAAAAACUUCCUACAGCAUCUGUAUGCCAGAGAACAAUCCUUCUGGUACCUCCAUAUUCAGGAUAAAAGCCUAUGAUCUAGAUAUGCACCAGAACUCAUGGGUCACAUAUACAAUCCUCACCAGCAACACUGAAGAACUUCCCAUCUCCAUUCACUCUGAGACCAGCAUCAUCUAUGCCCAGUGAUCCUUUGACUAUGAGCAGUUCAGGGAAUUGCAGCUACAGGUGAAGGCCCAAGAUGGCGGGAGUCCCCCUCUCAGCAGCAAGGUCAUAGUCAGGGUGUUUAUCCUGGAUCGGAAUGACAAUAGCCCCCAGAUCUUGUCCCCUUCACCAGACUCUGAGGACUCUGCCCUCUUUGAGAUGGUCCCUCGUUCAGCCGAGGCAGAUUAUCUGGUAACAAAGGUGGUGGCUGUGGAUGCUGAUUCUGUACACAAUGCCUGGCUUUCCUGCCAGCUGAUUCAAGCCACAGAACCGGCCCUCUUCACUAUUGGCUCCCAUACUGGUGAGAAGAGGAUAGCAAGAACUUUUAUGGACAGGGAUGUGGUUAGACAGAAACUUGUAAUUACAGUGAAGGACAAUGGGCAGCCUCUCUCAGCCACCGUCACCCUGAACCUGGUGUUUGCUGACAAUUUCGAGGAAACCCUUCCAAAAAAGAAAAACCAGUUGAAUAAUUCAGAAUAUCAGUCUGACUUACAAUUUUAUUUGGCAUUGGCCUUAGUUUUGAUUUCGUUCUUAUUCCUCUUCACAGUGAUUCUGGCUCUUACGAUGAAACUCCAGCAGUCAGGGAAUCCUAGAUUCCUACAAUGUUUUGGUCCAGUCCCACAUACCAAGACAAUAUUUCCUUCAAAUUUUGAAGAAGGAACAUAGCCUUAUUCCUACCAACUUUGCCUUUCAUCUUAAUCCAGAAAGAAU